GUCCCGAUAGACGCCUCGCCCAGAUCACUACGACACCCGCCGGCGUACCGUCCUCCAUUAAUAGCCGCCCUCGCUGUCCUACUCUAUCCGAGUGUCCCAACCAUAUGCAUAAUCCCUUUCUGGGAACUCACCUCUGCUCUAUUCGUUCCACAUAAUUUUACAUUCCGCUAUCCUCCCCAAUCCCAUCAUGCCUUCCCCUAGAAGAGUCCGCUUCCUCAUGACGGUGGUGCUGGCAGUUGUCAUCACCACCUUAUUCUUCACGUCUCAGAUGCGAUCCACAAUCCCCCACGACAAUCGAACUGUCCAAGACUUCUUUGGUAGGACGAUGAAUGGCCUGAACCAUCAGAAAGAUCGCGACCAAGUCAUAAUCGGCGGCACUGGCGCCACCACCGUCGAGUCGACAGUAAGAGAUAAGGAUGGGGAUGGUUCCGUCGACGAGGAUGACGAGCAGCUGGCAAGGGAGAUGGCCGAGCGGCUACGGGCGGCCGAGAAGAAGGCGAAAGACUUAGCCAACUCCAAGGCACCCUUGAAGCCCGAUGCGCCGAGCGAUGUCAUCGGUGUCGGAAGCUCUGCCGGUGGCCAGACAAAGGAUAAGGUUAAAGGCGGCUCAGAGGGACCGGAGAAGGAAGAGGGAGAAUCAGAGGAGGACCACGAAAUCGAGGUGACACUCAACGAUAUCCUCAAGAAGUCUCCAGUUGUCAUCUUCUCGAAGACGUUCUGCCCUUACUCGAAACGAGCCAAGGGUGUCCUGCUCGAAAAAUACUUGAUCGAUCCCCCCCCUCACGUCAUCGAGCUCGAUGAACAUCCCUUGGGCAAACAGCUGCAAGCUAGACUGGGCGUCAUCACUGGACGUGGCACCGUCCCUAACAUCAUGGUCAACGGCAAGAGCGUUGGCGGCAGUGACGAGAUCGCCGAAUUAGACGCAAGGAAGACCCUCAUCGACAAGUUCAAGUCGAUGGGAGGGAAGCGAUUAUCUAUGAAAGAGCGCUUCGUCGGCAACGCCAAAGAAAGGCAAGGCUGACCAAAGGAAAAUCGAUAUCGACAGGUACUAUCGGGCGAAUCGACUAGCUUGUACACAUGGACGUGGACCGCGAUGACGUGAACGGCCGUUAUCAACUGCAUGUAUGGCGUUGGGGAGUUGGUUCCUUGCUAUGUGUUCCCAUGUGGAUAUUGAAGCUUGCUACAGUCUGGAUCUGGGCC
Molecule: messenger RNA, 1200 nt
Organism: Durotheca rogersii
Lineage: Eukaryota; Fungi; Ascomycota; Sordariomycetes; Xylariales; Xylariaceae
Product: glutaredoxin
Exons: 2
Coding region: 188-1021 (277 amino acids)
Biological process (GO): cellular response to oxidative stress
Cellular component (GO): cytoplasm; cis-Golgi network; Golgi lumen
Molecular function (GO): glutathione disulfide oxidoreductase activity
Source: RefSeq, a predicted model, not a curated record